Molecule: messenger RNA, 1401 nt
Organism: Raphanus sativus (radish)
Lineage: Eukaryota; Viridiplantae; Streptophyta; Magnoliopsida; Brassicales; Brassicaceae
Product: caffeoylshikimate esterase
Exons: 9
Coding region: 66-1223 (385 amino acids)
Cellular component (GO): membrane
Molecular function (GO): lipase activity
Source: RefSeq, a predicted model, not a curated record
UUUCAUUUUAAAUACAAUAUUUUGAACGAUUCUUUUUUUUUUAAUUAUUGAACGAUUCUUUUUUGAUGGCUCUGAGAACAGCAAAGCUCUUGCUUUUCAGUCCUUUACACAUUAAGCAUUUGUCAUCAAUCACUAACAUUAUUCGGUUUGGAGAUAAGGGAAGAACCGUGUGGCAAAGGAAGAGCUCGAUGGCUCCGACGGCGAAGGUAGACAACGAUGAUGAGCUCCGUCGAGUCAAAGAUGUUAACAAGGACGAAGCUCCGGCGCGCCGUCACGUUCGCGAUUCCUUUAAAGAUAUUCAGCUUAAUCUCGAUCAUAUCCUCUUCAAGACACCAGGCGAUGGGAUUAAGACAAAGGAGUCUUAUGAGGUGAAUUCAAGAGGAGUUGAGAUCUUCUCGAAAAGCUGGCUUCCUGAAGCUUCUUCUAGGCCCAGAGCUCUUGUUUGUUUCUGCCAUGGUUAUGGAGAUACCUGCACUUUUUUCUUCGAAGGGAUUGCAAGGAGAUUGGCAUUGUCUGGAUACGGAGUUUUCGCUAUGGAUUAUCCAGGAUUCGGGUUAUCAGAAGGCUUGCACGGCUACAUCCCUAGCUUUGAUCUUCUUGUUGAAGAUGUCAUUGAACACUACUCCAACAUCAAAGAGAAUCCUGAGUUUAGUUCUCUGCCGAGCUUUCUCUUUGGGCAGUCAAUGGGUGGAGCCGUGUCGCUCAAAAUACAUUUCAAGCAACCAAAUGCUUGGACCGGUGCAGUCUUGGUAGCACCCAUGUGCAAAAUUGCAGAUGAUAUGGUUCCGCCACCAGUAUUGAAACAGAUUUUGAUCGGUCUAGCUAAUGUUCUACCGAAACAUAAGCUGGUUCCCCAAAAGGAUUUAGCAGAAGCAAGUUUUAGAGAUGUCAGGAAGAGAAAAUUGACACCAUACAACGUCGUUUGUUACAGCGGCAAGCCGCGUCUACGGACCGCUGUAGAGAUGCUCAGAACAACUCAGGAGAUCGAGCAACAGUUGCACAAGGUGUGUUUGCCAAUACUGAUACUACACGGAGAGGCUGAUAGAGUGACGGACCUAUCAGUGAGCAGAGAGCUUUAUGAGAAAGCGAAAAGUUCAGACAAGAAGAUAGUUGUGUAUAAAGAUGCUUACCAUUCUCUGCUGGAAGGGGAACCUGACGAAAUGAUCCUCCGUGUCUUGUCUGAUGUUAUCUCCUGGCUUGACGACCAUAGCCUUGCAAGUUGAGGAGGGAUCAUUGGUUACUUCUGUGUAGAUGCUGAUCAUUUGUUUCCUUCCAUUUUGUAGGUGAAAAGUAUUUUUCGACAAAUAAAUUCUUUUUUUUCUUUGACAUUUUGCAAAUUUGAUGUGAUCUAUCUUCGGAUGGAAAAAAAUAAUGUAACAUAUGAUCAAGCUUUGUAAUCUA